Cladophialophora bantiana CBS 173.52 is the source of this 351-nucleotide messenger RNA. RefSeq lists its product as uncharacterized. The coding region runs from base 1 to 351 and encodes 116 amino acids. The record is from RefSeq and is a predicted model, not a curated record. The transcript is spliced from 2 exons. NCBI's taxonomy places the organism in Eukaryota, Fungi, Ascomycota, Eurotiomycetes, Chaetothyriales, Herpotrichiellaceae.
AUGGCUCCGCCCCAAGGCAAUUUGGACGUGUUGGCGAAAGUGACUUACUUGAACGAAAAUUCCGCGGUCACUGACGAGGCGCAAGACUUCGUAGGUUGUACUACGUGGAUUUUCCUGCACUUUCCCAAGUUAUCUGAGCAACCAUGCCUCCUCCCACCUCCUCCCAAGACCACCACCUCAGGCCACAAACGAGAACGAGUGAGCGACAACCUUGGCAUCCCCGACGAGGGUGAAGACAAUGACGACGGCGCUGAGUUUAACCACCUACCAACUUUCGAACUGCCUUUAAGAGCCGACGGCUUGAUCCUGCCCCAGUACGACGGACGAUCAGGAGAAGUGUCCGUCGCCUAG